AUGAACAAAUCCAGUGGUGAGGGUGUAGAAGGAUUUGCAGAUGAGGGGUAUAGAGUUGUCAUGGAUAAUGAUCCUCAAGGAGUCAAUGAAUUUUCAACUAACAUCAACAUAUAUGAUGAGUUAAUGAGAAACUUUCAACCUUUUGAAGGGUUUGAAAAUCAAAAUAGCAUCCUAUUUAAUGGGUUUGAAGGCCAAGAUAAUAUUCCUUUCAAUGAUGAGUGGAGACAAAAGGAGCCUGAUGACAGUGAGUUUGAGAAUCAAAAUAGUGAAGAUGAAGAUAAUGACUUUCUAAUUGAUGAGGACAACAUAAUUGAAGAAGUUGAAGUUGACAUGGAGGAUUUCAAUCUAAAUAUUGAUACAAAAGCAGAGUUCAAUGGAUGUCAAAGUUUGGGUGGUCAAAGAAAUGAAGAUAGUGAUGAAGAAGAGGAUGUGGAGAAAUAUAAAGCCAAGAAAGAAUUGAAAGAUAAAGUCGACCUGCAUGCUUUAGAGACAAGGAGGAAUAUCUCAUUCAUAAAAAAUGACAAGAGUAGAUUAAUAACUGUUUGUGAUGGAACUGUAGUUGUAAAUGCAAGUGGGGUAGGUGGACCUACCUCUAGGAAAAAGGUAAAGGGUAAAGAUGUAAACUCAGAUAAAGUUAAAUAUACAUGGAAACUUCAUGCAUCUAGGUCAAGUGAACAAGACUAUUGGUUUAUUAAGACCUAUAAUCAGAAACACAUUAGCCUCCAAACACGAAAAAUCAGAUAUUGCACAACAACAUUUCUUUCCAAACGUACUAUGGAUCAGAUUGAAGCUAAUCAUGGACUGCCUGUUCGUGCCCUACAAGAGCAACUCCAAUCAACAUAUGGAAUUAGUAUUUUAGAAGAGAAAUCAUUUAGGGCAAAAGCAUUAGCCACCAAAAAUGUUGCAGGGGAUUACGUAAAGCAAUAUGCAGCUUUGAGAGAGUAUGUACUAGAGCUACAAAAGACAAAUGAAGGUACAACUAUAAAGAUUGAUGUGGUUUCUGAACAUGUGGUUUCAUCCCCAACCAGGCAAUUCAAAAGGAUAUAUGUGUGUUUAGGUCCUUUAAAGAAAGGAUUUAAGGCACAUUUGAGGGAAUUUUUAGGCUUAGAUGGAGCCUUCAUGAAGGGACCUUUCCCAGGUCAAAUACUAAAUGCAGUUGGUGUUGAUUCCAACAAUGGAACCUACCCAUUGGCAUAUGCUGUUGUUGAAAGUGAAAACACUUCAAGUUGGAAAUGGUUUCUUCAGUGUCAUGCAUAA
Lactuca sativa (garden lettuce) is the source of this 1257-nucleotide messenger RNA. NCBI's taxonomy places the organism in Eukaryota, Viridiplantae, Streptophyta, Magnoliopsida, Asterales, Asteraceae. The record is from RefSeq and is a predicted model, not a curated record.